AUGCACCGGCUCAAAGUCGAGAAGAAGGAGUUCCACGAGCACAUGGCUAGUGCCGGAUAUGAAGGUGCACAACUCCUGUGUCCAGGCCAAGAAAGGGCAGGCAUAGGCAUCUUCUGGAAGAAGGAAUUCUCCACUCCAGCGUUACGGCGGCAAAUUGCAGACGGCGUGCUGGAAAGUGAGCUCUGGAAGGCAUCUCUGGCCGAGCUUGCUGACGACCAGUACGCCAGCACCUACGGACCAGCCGGAACCAGAGUCGAGGUCAAGGAGUGUCGAGACGGCAUGAUGCAGGUGACAAUCUUGCACAGCGACAAGGAUGCUUCGAUUCCCCAACACCAUCUGAAGGAGAUAAACCAGAAGGAAUUGCAGGACAAGCUGAUUGGCAACCUGGACCUGCAGGAGAGGGGAGAGGACGGAGAGCUCAUGAAGACCAUGGACCGCAGAAGCUUGGGCUUCGCGCGGCUGGAGAUCCGAGGGCAGCCCGUGCUCUUCUGCACGACUCAUCUGAUGACCGCCAGUCGAGAUCUUCACGGCCGAGUCCGAACUGACGAGCUGUGCACCAUCAACAGCUUGAUGAGUGAUUUGGUGAAUCCCCACGAAGCUGUGAUCUUUUGCGGGGACUUCAACAUCAAUAGUCGUAUGCAAGCUCACGACUUCAUUUGGAAGAAGAAGUUCCUGAAGGGCGAGAAGGAUGUCAAGAAGGAUCGCUUCGUGAAGGUCUUGCAGGACUUCGACUCCAUCAGCCAGCAGAAGUACAAGAUUCGCAGCAAGACUAUAGGAGAAGUGCAGGAGAUUGACGCAAACGGCGACGCAUUGAUCAAGUUCGAGUGCAAUACUGAUGACCCGGCCCGCCUGGAAUGGGUAUCCCAGAAGGACUUCAAACACAUGCGAUCAUUGGACCACACAGGCUACGAGAAGGACCGUGAGGAGCGCCGCUUCGUCUGGGAGCGAUCAGACGGGCGCGAGCUCAAAAUGAGGGAUGCCUAUGACGAUGUUUACGGCUCUAAUGACGCCUCCUCAACGAUCACAGGUAUGCGUGAGGAGACGAUCGACUACGUAUUCUUUGACGAGGAGAUGCUGUGCCUCAAGAGGAAGAGUGCCCUGAAGUGCCCGGGUGUCAUGCCGAACGACCAGGAGCCAUCAGAUCACAUUCCACUCGUGGUGACUUUCGACCUGCCGGACGUUGAGGUCCAGCUGAAAGAAGGCCUCCGCCGACUGGAGCACCAUCUCUUCAACCUCCUCAAAGAAGGCAAAGCUGGAGAGAAGCUGGCGAUAGAUGUACUUCUCCCGCUGAUGCAGGAGGCGGUGGAAGCUGCCAGGAAGCAGAGCCUACGCACCUGGCUCCUCACCGGCAGCGGCGACCGACCCGAGGAGGAACCAGGGGAGCCAUCGCCCAGGAGAGCCACAUUGAUGCGGGCUCACUCCCUGAAUCGGUUCAAAGUGCCAAAGAGGCCUGAUAAACGAGGUCAAGGCGCGCUGUUCCGCCAGCCCAGCAUCGUCGUUGGCAAGGACUUCGAAGUGCCGAAAAGCUUCGACUGGCAGAAGUCAACGAAGGAGAACUACGUCCACGAGAUACAGGGCCAGGUUUCGGACGAAAGCUAUAAUAGCAAGUAUCGUAGCUUCCGAAAGUUGUGUGAUGCUGAGUAUCAUGGGCUUUACAACCUGGACCGUCAGAUAUGGCAGGAUGCGCAGAUCGAUGAUCUUUUGGAUCGCGUGAAGGAAGAGAAAAGUCCAUGGCUGUUGUACACCUGCGGGCCGAUGGGAGUCGGAAAGAGCUUCACGUUGCAAUGGCUCAACAAAGAAGGCUAUCUCAACAUGCAGGAGAACAUGGUAAAGAUCGAUCCAGACGAGAUCAAAGGAAGGAUGCCUGAAUACCAAGAGUACGACAAGAAGAUGGCAGCGACCCACUGUCAUCGAGAGUCAGCCUAUAUGAUGGAGAUUGCACAAGCUGCUGCGAUGCAGAAGAACUUCAACGUUUGGGUUGAUGGAUCGCUCAAGGAUGCCGAAUGGUAUGCGCAGCAGUUCGAGAGGAUCCGUUCGAAGUACCACAACUACCACAUUGCCAUAUUCUACAUCGGAGCGGACGAGCAGACCAUUCUGCACCGCGUGAAGGAACGAGCGGAUGGACCAGAUGGAAGGCACGUGCCGCCUGAGCUUGUUCGGGCCUCGAUGGCAUCGAUGGACAAGACGCUCAAUGUCCUGACUCCAUAUUGUGACUUUGUAGCACGGAUAAAGAACAACGGCCCCUCCCCGGUACUGCAAGCCGUCGAUUCCAUCGAUCACAGCGGCAUUUGGGAAGGCCUGCGGGCGCGCAUGGACACGACGCAGUCGAUGCGCAGCUCUGUGGACUUCCCGCAGUCUUUGCGGCCACUCAGCCUGACCGGCGUCUCGUCCGAGAGCUUGGAGUUUUUCCGAUUCGAUGCCGACAAGCGCAACAUGUUGUUCGACUGGAAAAGGUCGACGGUGAAGAUGGAUCCCUCCGAACUUCGCUGCUCGCCGCUGCGCAAAGUGCGGCUGCCGGCCACGAACAAGGGAGAAGACGAUUCUGCCACGCGAAAGGCCUUGGGCAUCGAUGGUUAUGCUCAGGAAUGUUGCUGGAUCUACCCGCUCAAAUUGGGCAGCGAUGCCGGGGCAGAGUUGGUGGAAACCUUCGGCCAUUUGAAGCAGGAUCAAAAUCCUGUGGCCUUUGUGCUUCAGAACGGAGGCUUCUGCUACCUCAACGAGGAGUCGAAGAUAGUUGCGCUCAUUGCCAUUGUCCCCGUCGGCCGGGCCAAAAUGCAGUUCAAAAGGCGAGAGCUGAAGGGAAGAAGCCCAGCUGAUAAGACUGGUGAGGCAAUCCAGGCCGAUGACAUCGGCUACUGGCACGAGGUUACUCUGGAGUUCCUGAAGAAACGUGGAGCUGAAGAAUUCGCGUACCUGGCCCCCUACGAAGUGUCCGCAAAGACCGGGGUUGAGGUGGGUGGCGAGUAUGGAUCCUUUGCUUACAAGUUCAAGCAGAAAGACAAGCAGGAAGUGGUCGUCUUCGAUUUCAUUGGAGCCGGCACGCUUUGA
Symbiodinium necroappetens is the source of this 3048-nucleotide messenger RNA. The record is from the annotation of a GenBank genome assembly. NCBI's taxonomy places the organism in Eukaryota, Dinophyceae, Suessiales, Symbiodiniaceae.